Molecule: messenger RNA, 4003 nt
Organism: Vicugna pacos (alpaca)
Lineage: Eukaryota; Metazoa; Chordata; Mammalia; Artiodactyla; Camelidae
Source: RefSeq, a predicted model, not a curated record
CGGGGCGAGACCGCCAGAGUGAGCUCGCUUUCCCCGGGGCUGGCGCGCCAGGCCCCCGGGGGCGGCCCCGCCGGGGAAAACGUGGGAAACGCGUGAGGGGUGGCAGGCUGUUUGUGGGCUUCAUCUUUGGCGUCUGUCACAUCUGUGGAGACCUCUUAAAUUACCCUGACUGGGCACGGAAAAAACGAAGUCCGCGAGACACCAUGUUACAAAAGGGAAAGUAGGAUGAAGAGGGAACUGACGCGGCGGGGUCGCCGGGAGUUCUGCCCUAACCACUGCGAAGAAGCGGGGGCGAGCAGUUGGCUUGCUCUCCUCCAGUUUUCCCAGCCCAGCCCCGAAGCCGUUUCCUUCAACUCGGGGAAGCGAACGUCCCGGCGCCUCCCCUGAGGGUCCCUGAGGCGCGGGCGACCACCUCUGCCCCUUCCCUCAGGCUCGGGCCUGCCCCGCGCGCCGCGACGCGUUGCUGCGGUGGUAGCCAUGGGCACCCGGGGCUGCCGGGUGCUCCACACGCAGGAACCCUGGUCCAGAUUCACGCCAGACAGAAAAUAACUCGGAAAUGCUGAACUACAGCGCCUUGUUUGAGUAUAAGUUUUAGAGGACCCAGACGCUACAAUAGCUGAAAUGUUCUAUUUUCCUCAUAAGCCUCACAUGCUAUGUCUCCUACUCUUUGAAACUACUGGCUUAUGCAAGUGAUGUUCCUGCCACCUCUGCUGGAUGAUGACAGCUGCAGCCUACUGCUCUUCUCUCUAAGCAAGCAUUCCAGAAAGCUUGGAGAACCCCAACUGCCCUUUUCAGAGCUACAGCAUCUUCUGGGUAGCUAAAGCUCAGACUUCUAAGUAUGGAUCCCUUCGUGGAAACCACAGUUUAGGCACUGACGAGGAGAGAGCAUCCUGACUGAUGACAUCCCAAAGGAAUGCUCAAUGCGAGGAAAUCACUGCAACUCUAAAACCUCCGUUUGGCAGUAUAAGACCACACUUCAUCCCAAGAUGACAUUUGACCCAGAAAUCUUCUUCAAUGUGUUACUGCCACCAAUUAUAUUUCACGCAGGAUAUAGCCUAAAGAAGAGACACUUUUUUCAAAACCUUGGAUCUAUUUUAACAUAUGCCUUCUUGGGAACUGCCAUCUCCUGUAUCGUCAUAGGGUUAAUUAUUUAUGGCUUUGUGAAGGCUAUGGUAUAUGCUGACCAGCUGAAAAAUGGAGACUUUCAUUUCACUGACUGUUUGUUUUUUGGUUCACUGAUGUCUGCUACAGAUCCAGUGACAGUGCUGGCCAUUUUCCAUGAACUGCAUGUUGACCCUGACCUGUACACACUCUUGUUUGGGGAGAGUGUGCUGAAUGAUGCAGUCGCCAUAGUCCUUACAUAUUCUAUAUCCAUUUACAGUCCCAAGGAGAAUCCAAAUGCAUUUGAUGCUGCAGCAUUCUUCCAGUCCGUGGGGAAUUUCCUGGGGAUCUUCGCCGGCUCGUUUGCAAUGGGGUCUGCGUAUGCUGUUGUCACAGCACUGUUGACCAAAUUUACCAAACUGUGUGAGUUCCCGAUGCUGGAAACCGGCCUGUUUUUCCUCCUGUCUUGGAGCGCCUUCCUGUCUGCUGAGGCUGCUGGCCUAACAGGGAUAGUCGCCGUUCUCUUCUGUGGAGUCACACAGGCACAUUAUACGUACAACAAUCUGUCACUGGAUUCCAAAACGAGGACUAAGCAGUUGUUUGAAUUUAUGAACUUCUUGGCUGAGAACGUCAUCUUCUGUUACAUGGGCCUGGCCAUGUUCACAUUCCAGAAUCAUAUCUUUAAUGCUCUUUUCAUACUUGGAGCCUUUCUAGCAAUUUUUGUAGCCAGAGCCUGCAAUAUAUAUCCCCUCUCCUUCCUCCUGAAUCUGGGCCGGAAACGGAAGAUCCCCUGGAACUUUCAGCACAUGAUGAUGUUCUCAGGUUUGCGAGGAGCGAUCGCCUUUGCCUUAGCUAUUCGGAACACAGAAUCUCAGCCCAAACAAAUGAUGUUUUCCACCACGCUGCUCCUCGUGUUCUUCACAGUCUGGGUGUUUGGGGGAGGAACGACCCCCAUGCUGACUUGGCUUCAGAUCAGAGUGGGUGUGGACCUGGAUGAAGAUCGGAAGGAGGAGCCCUCCUCACAUCAGGAAGCAAAUGACUUGGAUAAAAGCACAACAAAGACGGAGAGUGCCUGGCUCUUCAGAAUGUGGUACAGCUUUGACCACAAAUACCUGAAACCGAUUUUAACCCACUCUGGUCCUCCACUGACCACAACGUUACCUGAGUGGUGCAGCCCGAUCUCCAGACUGCUCACCAGUCCUCAGGCCUACGGGGAGCAGCUGAAAGAGGACGAUGGAGAAUGCAUCGUAAAUCAGGACGAGCUGGCCAUGAAUUUCCAGGAACACGCCCCCUCACCUUGCAGUCCUCCCGCCAGGCUGGGUCUGGAUCAGAAAGCUUCGCCCCAGACUCCGAGCAAGGAGAGCAUCUAUGAGGGGGACCUGGGCCUAGGAGGCUAUGAACUCAAGCUCCAGCAAACUCCGGGUCAGUCCCAGCUGAACUAACGGGCACGAACAGCGCCGAGGUGAUCGCAGGCCGUGCGAGGCUCGCGGAGGGAUACGAGCCGCUGGUGAGGCCGCGCAGAGGUGAGGCUGGAAGAUGUAUUGAGGGCAUAAAUUGGAGAGAUUCAAAACCUUGUCACAUGUAUCCUCUGGUGCCUGAAGAAAUGAGAAUUUAUUAUCAGCCGUCUAUAUCAUGCAACUGAAUUUAAGAUUUUGACAGCGCCAUUUUUAUUCAUGAACUUGGGGGUGGGGAGCGGAGAGGGGCGGGGGCACCAGGAGUCUAGCUGCCGGAGGAUGAGACGGAUGUGCUUGUGUCUGCAGGGGGUUUCUUGUCUGUGGGCAGCUCUCCUUCACUCAGAUUUUGGAUUUUUAUUCCCUUCAUUAGGGAGAGUUUAAAAAUAAGAAAAAGAGUUUCUGAGCUUAAACGUGUGGCUCCUAAACUGAAGGGAAUGCCCAGUUGUUCAGGAAGUGAUACGUUUUCUAUUUUUAGAACCUAGGCUCCCACUUGCUCUUAACGAAGUAGAGCUAUUUGCGGAGCCCGGAUACGUGCCCGACAGCACUGUUGACGCCUCACAGAACCUGUGGCGCGUGGGGACCUCCUGUUCUCCUCCGCAUCCUUUUCACACCGCUUUUCCCAUUGAGUGAAGGGGCUGGCUACAGUUGGGGUGCACUCUGCACUAAACACGGUGCCACUUUCCGCCUCGGUAGGACCCCAUCCAGGGAAAGCUGGGUUCUCUUCCCAGUACCGUGUUUCACCUGAAUAAUGAGCCUUCCUGUCCUUGCAUUUGAGUCACUUCCUGGCUCUGCGGCAGGUGCCUCUAGGGGCUGUGAGGUGAUGAGAUCCCAUAGCACAGGGCACUCUCCCCCGGGCAGGAGCCGGGACCUGUCCUCCAAUCCCAGCUGUCACGGCUGAAUAGCAAUGCAGGGCAGGACCGGGAAGAGCAGGGCUCAGGUUGUGUGGGGACCACACGGAGGAGGCAAGGACGCAGCAUCAGGACCACCUCCCCUUAUGAGGCGUGGCUCUUGGCCCUUGGAAGAGAGACCAACACAAUAGCUUUGAAUUCAGCUGCAUGACCUGUGCCUUUAAGCCAUUAAGAUACCUCAAGCCCAGCUUCUCUUGAAAUACAGAUGUAAUAUUAGACUCCAGAAAGCAGGCCCCACUCACGAAUGCCCAGGCUUUGAUGAGUCUGCGUCUGAGGGAGGCAGGAAUGGCGUCUUCCUGGGACCCAAAGCUUGGAAGUAACAUAUGCUUGCUGACCAGUUGUCAGGCUUUAAACACGGACCAUGGUGGUGUCAGGCACGCCACUAUGCACACGGGUUCUCUUGCUUUCCAAACAGUAGAAUCCAGGGGCACAAACUGUUUUAUACUUAGCUAAGUAUAACCUGGCAUUCCAGGUAGAUACGGCAAAUGGCAAAGCAUGACGUUUUCUAAUUUGACUUAAUCCUAAUAAAGUUUUGUCAUA